Messenger RNA from Glycine soja, 1598 nucleotides. RefSeq lists its product as uncharacterized. Lineage: Eukaryota; Viridiplantae; Streptophyta; Magnoliopsida; Fabales; Fabaceae. The transcript has 6 exons. The coding region runs from base 363 to 1376 and encodes 337 amino acids. The record is from RefSeq and is a predicted model, not a curated record.
AAAAAAAAAUCACUUAUUUUGUAGAACAAAUUCAUCUAAUUCACUUAAAAAGUGGAUUUUACAGGCCUUAAAAACGGAUCGGACCGUCCCGUAUAUAAACCCCUAAUUUUAAUAUAAGAAAAUGUGAUAGCACCUUGGUUUGUUUGGGUUAGUUUAAUUUAUUGAUUUUCUCUUUUUUGGUAAGGCAGUUGAAUCAGGAGCAACUAACCAAACCACCCCAAUUUCCAACCACAACACGGAAUGUUCAGCCAUCGCAAAACGGAAAAAAUGGAAGGCGAGUGAAGACACAGAGAGAGACAGAGAGAGACAGAGAAACAAAGAAAAGAAGAGAGAGAGAGAGAGAGAGAGAGAGAGAGUAAGGCAUGGCUGGGUUACUGGCAUGGGCGGUAGGAGGUGGCGGAGGAAAAGAAGCGGAGGACGACGGCAUCAUCCCAAUCCUGUUUUCUGCAGAUCAGCAAAAGUACGUCAACGAACUCGAUCAGAAGGCGAGCUCUCUCCGGCGUUGGAUCCAUGAUCUACGGCAAAGAUUGCCUCCCCAGGACAUCUCCCAGAGCCUCCCACACCUCCACGCCCACUCCCUGGCCUCCAACGCCGCCCUCGCCCUCCAAUUAAACUCCCACUCCACCACGCGCCAACAGGCCCAACUUAGAGAGGUGACGUUGAAGGAAGAGAAUGCUGCGUUCGAAAAUGCAAUAUCAGAUUGUGAGAAUAAAAUAAAGGAGAAAUUGCAGGAGGCUGAUUUACUGAGGGAAAAGUUGAAGGAGAUGGAUGAAACUGAGAAGAAACUGAAAGCUGAGGUGGAGAAUAUGAAGCAGCCAAGUUGGGUAUCUGAUGGUUGGGAGGAAGAGAAGAAGGCAAAUUCUAAAGCUGGAUUGGAGGCAGAAUCAGCUUUACUAGAUGAAUUGGAAAAGAAGAAGAAAGAUAUGAGUUCAAUGGAGAAUGCUGUACAUGAGUUGGAGAAGAAAUGGGCACAAGUUCAGGAAAAUGCACUUAAACAGCCUUCCCCUGGGCAAAGGGAGAAGACAUUGGAUAAACACCUGCAUGGUCUAAUUGAGCAACUAGCAGUUAAACAGGCACAAGCUGAGGGCUUACUUGGUGAAAUUCAUCUGAAAGAAAUGGAGCUCGAAAGAUUGAAUGGGCUAUGGCGACGAACGGAGAGUAGCAAUUCAGAGGCGAACACUGCUGCUAGGAAUCGUUUCAGUAAAGGCUCCUCUGAUAAGUUACAUAGUUUGUCAGAUUACGAAGGUCAUCAGAGGCUUCCUUAUCAUUCUGCUGGCCGAACUGAAAGCCAGCAGAGGCUUAUGCUACUCAGGUCGGCGUUCGUGCUCUAUAUUUUAGCUUUACAUAUACUGGUAUUUAUCAGGUUAUCUUUUUAACAAGCAUUGACACAUGAAGAUGACAUGUUAAUUUUUACCGCGCAUGUUUGAAUCUUUAUUUGUACUCAUUAAAUAUCCAUUGCAAAUAUAUACAGAAGUCUGUAAAAAUAUUUUUUGUUUUUUUCAUUCAUGCUUUGAAGUUUGAUCAAAAUGUAGCAUCUAUGCGUACAGUUACAGUUGAAAGAGAGAUAAGUACAAGAAAAUGCAGUUUUUGCAGCCGAA